AAUUCCAGGUUACCGAGUUGGUUGUUAUUACUGCCUUUUCCAACAGGAAAAACUGCUUCCUGAAAUAGCAGCAGUGGAAUCUGAACAUAACCCUUCUGAAUACGUGGUCUGCUUCUUAGGAGGCUCUGAGAAAGGACUGGAGCUAUAUCCUUUCUUUGGCUUGAGUUGGACAAGUAUAUUCAAGGGCUGAAGAGUAACAUGAACUGUGAGGAAAGGAGCCUGGGGAGUGAUCUGAAGUCCUAUCUGAACAGCUGGUAUGAGGAUGUGCUGUGUCCGAUCCAAAGGGUGGUUCUUCUCUUUCAGGAGAAACUGACCUUUCUGCUACAUGCUGCUCUGAGUUACACUCCUGUUGAAUUUAAAGAAUCAGAUGAAAAAACAAAGAGAGACAUUAACAGGUUUCUGAGUGUCGCCAGUCUCCAAGGACUUAUUCAUGAAGGCACCAUGACCUCUUUGUGCAUGGCCAUGACAGAGGAACAGCAUAAGUCUGUGAUCAUCGACUGUAGUGGCCCCCAGCCUCAGUUUCACAAUGCAGGAAGCAACCGUUUCUGUGAGGACUGGAUGCAAGCUUUCUUACACAGUGCUGAGGGCGGCAACCCUUUUCUUUUCAGACAAGUCCUGGAAAACUUUAAACUGAAGGCUAUACAAGACACAAACAAUUUGAAGAGAUUUAUCCGGCAGGCAGAGAUGAAUCAUUACGCUUUGUUUAAAUGUUACCUGUUCCUUAAGAACUGUGGCAGUGGCGAUAUCCUUUUGAAGAUUGUUAAAGUAGAACAUGAAGAAAUGCCCGAGGCCAAAAGUGUGGUGGCGGUCCUUGAAGAAUUCAUGAGAGAAGCACUUGUCUGACAUUCUGGUCCCGAGUUGAGGAUCUGUUUCAUGGAGUAUCAUAUUGAGGGGCAUGUGAGGGACUGUAGUUACCAUUGUUUAUAGAUUGCGCUGCUCCUAAGGUGACUGGAAACACCCGCUUCUUCCUUUUGUGCUUUUUUGUUUAACUUACUUAAACACAACAAUCAGAGGGAUGUCUUCACCAGGUUCUAGGCAGAUGUCAUGUGUUACAACUGGAGUUUUACUGCCUUGCUAGUCUCUUAAAUCCUAAGCAUCAAACACGGGUCGCCUGAAAAGCUCUGGAGAUGAUAUUUGGCUACUUGGGAAAGCUCGCUGUAGUGUUUAGCAGGACUUCCUCUUCCAAAAGAAACACAGUAUGUCUUUCUCAGUACUUUGUAGAAGUGUUUGAAGCAUAGGAUCCUAGCGAGGUGUGCUGCUGCCUGUAAUCCCAGCUAAUCAGGAGGUUGGGCAGGAGGUUCUGAGGUUCCAGGCCAGCCUGAGCUCCAAAGUGAGUUUAUAUCCAGCCUGGACUACAUGGUAUCAUCAUCAUCCCAUCAUAGACAACCUGUUCAAUCUGUGAGUGCCUGAUGUAUAUCGAUGGUUGCAUGAAGGAUGAAACCAGCUUUUUAGGCAAAUAUACAAAUAAUGAGUGUAUAAGAAUUUAAAAAUGAGUUUUACAUAUAGAAGUUUGUAGGCUGCCGAGAUGGCUUAGAAGGUAAAGAAACCUGCCACCAAGUCUGACGACCUAUGUUCAAUCCCCAGUAUUCACAUGGUAGGAGAGAAUCAGUUUUACAAAUUCCCUCUGACCCAUACAUACCUGCAUACACAAUAGAUAAAUCUAUUAAGAAAUGGUGGGCUGGAGAGGCAGCUCAGCAGUUAAGAGCAUUGUUGCUCUCAGAGGAGCCAACACCUGCUUGGUGGCUCACAACCAUCUGUAACUUCAAUUUCAAGGGAUUUGACACCCUGUUCUGACCUCCUCAGGAUCAGGCACACAUGUAAUGUACAGAUAUACAUGCGGACAAAACAUGCACAUAAAAUAAUCUAAAACCAAUAAGGAAGAAAGAAAAGAAAGAGGAAGAGAAGAAAGGAAUAUACUAGCUUCAAGAUGAAACAUUCUCUCUGAUUAAAAAGCGCUUGUGGAAAUGGCCACAUUAUUUACAGGUAUUUACUCGCCCGGAGCCUUUAUUUUCUUCUUUGUUUUUAGAUGAAAGCGCUGGAGUUCUUUUUUUUUUUUUUUUUUUUUGGUUCUUUUUUUCGGAGCUGGGGACCAAACCCAGGGCCUUGCGCUUCCUAGGUAAGCGCUCUACCACUGAGCUAAAUCCCCAGCCCCAGCGCUGGAGUUCUUAAACAGUAUUAAGAAAAAGGAAGAGGGCUGGAGAGAUGGCUCAGUGGUUAAGAGCACCGACUGCUCUUCCUGAGGUCCUGAGUUCAAAUCCCAGCAACCACAUGGCGGCUCACAGCCAUCUGUGAUGAGAUCUGAUACAAAAUAAAUAAAUAAAUCUUUAAAAAAAAAAAAAAGAAAGAAAAAGGAAGAAAAACAGUAAAUAUAGGAAAUAUCCUUUACAAGCAAAUAUAAGAAUGCACUUGAGGCCAAAUGUGGUGAUUCAUGUCUUUGAAUGUAACCCUCCACGAGACAUAGGCAGUUGGAUCUCUGAGUUUAGGGACAGUUUGAUUUACUCAAUUACAUAGCACUCUUCAGGCCAGUCGGAGGUACACAGUGAGACUCUGUCUCAAUAAAUAAGAAAAUAAACAAUAUUUUUUAAAAAUUAAAAAUGUAAACAAAUUCUUCCCAUCACAGUUGCUCGUUGAUUUUAGAUUUUUGUGUCUGUCACAAGCCUCAGAUCAUUUUACCCUGAAUCAAUUGCAAGUGAGUAGUCAUUUCUAAUUCCCAUGGCUGCCAGCUGCAGCCACACACAUAGCUGUUCUGCAUAGCUCUUUAAUAAAUCCAUUUGAUAAUGAUUUUGGUUUAUAAAAUCAGGAGACUGCCUUGGGGAUGCUGUCUCAGAGGAGCAUGCGUCUGUAAAACGGAGACACUCUUGACUGCUUGUCAGCCCUUCUGGGAGCGGGGUUCUGGCCUUCAGAGUGACUGGUGGUGGCUCUCUGCCUUCACCCCACCAUCGCCAUCAGUCAGUUAGGGACAUGACUCACCAUGCCCUUUCUCUUUCUUUAAUGAGAAAUACAAUUCAGGGUCUUCAUAAAUGCUUUCAUCUGGCUUUAAAGUUUAAUAACUUGGAUUAUAGGCAGUAUAGGAAAGAAUGUAAGUAGCAUUUUUAUAGCUGAUGGCUGGAUAGUCAGCAGCUCUGUGGCACUUUUCUUGAAUCUUUUCCUAAUGCACUUGCUGCCCACUUGGAAAUCAUUAAAAAUGAGCAACUUUAGGACAUUGAGAUUUUGAAUCCAUAAAAUAAUAAUUUUAUUUUCAAACUCACAAUCAGGAGUGUAGCAAAUGGAACUCAAAAAAUAAGUGUAGGGGCUGGGGGCUGGGGGGAGUAGCUUAGGGUAAAGUACUUGCUGUGCAAGCUCGAGGACCUCAGUUUGAUUUUCAGAACCUACAUACAAAAGCCAGGCAUGCUAGCUUGUGCUUGUAACCCCAGCACUGGGGAGGAAGACAGUCUUUACUGCCCAACCUAGCUGACUUGGUAAGCUUCAGGACAGCAGAGACCUCAUCAGAAAACAAAUGGGGAAAAAAAAAUAGCUCAAUGGAUAAAGGCCCAAACCACCCAAUCUGACGCCUGAGUUCUCUCUCCAGACCCAUGUGAAGGUGGAGGAGAGCCCACUCCUGCAAGCUGCUCUCUCACUCUCUAAAUGCUUCCCUCAAAGCUAACUCUUUUUUUUUUUUUUUUGGUUCUUUUUUUUCGGAGCUGGGGACCGAACCCAGGGCCUUGCACUUCCUAGGCAAGCGCUCUACCACUGAGCUAAAUCCCCAACCCCUCAAAGCUAACUCUUAAUUAACACACAGGAAAACAAAAGGUGAUGCUCCUGAGGAUUGACCUCUGACCUCCAAAUGUCUACACACACAAAUAACAGUAUACGUAAUAAUAAUUAAGAACAAAAGCAAACGCAGCUGGCCGUGGUAGUGCACACCUUUACUUCCAACACUCAGGAGGCAGAGGCAGCUGGUGGACAGAGUAAGUUACAGAACAGCCAGGGCUACACAGAGAAACCCUGUCUUGAAAACCAAAACGUGGGUUGGGGAUUUGGCUCAGUGGUAGAGCGCUUACCUAGGAAGCGCAAGGCCCUGGGUUCGGUCCCCAGCUCCGAAAAAAAGAACCAAAAAAAAAAAAAAAAAAAAAAAAAAAAAAGCAGCUGCAUUAAAUCACUGGUGGAUACAGGAACACCAUAAGUCUCUAUUCUUUGCUUAUUCGUAGGUACUCACUUCUUUGUAACGUAGGCCUGCUACAGUACACAAUUGUAUAUAGUAGUCUCGUGUUUAAGAAGAAUCUGCAAACUCUGUACCACUAUUAAAGACAAGAAAAAAAGAUGUCAUGGAAUUGAUUAUCUUGUUGAUAUGAAAAAACAGCUCAUAAUCAUAAACCUAUGCUGUAUUCAAAUCUAAAUAAGUAAAUGUAUUAAAUUUUAAAGGCUUGGGGAUAGGGGCUGGGGGAGCACCUUCUCAGAGGCAAAGAAGAGGGGAGAUAGGGCAAAGAUUCUAGGAGGGGGUACUGGGAGGGGGCAACGUUUGAAAUGUAAAUAAAAUAAUAAGGGCUUAAAAAGUGUUUGUUCAGAUGUGAAAUAAACUUGUGCUUGUGUGCAAUGCAUAGGAAAUAUGUUUGCCUUGUAUCAAAAUGUAUAUUUGUAACAAUAAAACAAAGCUUCUAGUCAAGGCAGAUAUUUUACCUAA
Rattus norvegicus (Norway rat) is the source of this 4660-nucleotide messenger RNA. NCBI's taxonomy places the organism in Eukaryota, Metazoa, Chordata, Mammalia, Rodentia, Muridae. The record is from RefSeq and is a predicted model, not a curated record.